GGAGGGUGGGGCUCCGAUUGCAGCCCCGCCCUUGGUGGGUGGGGGAACUCAACCGCUCCCCGCUGCUACUCCGAGUAGACCUUCCGCAGCUGAGCACCGAGAUCUGCAGCGCCCCUGACAAAGACCCCCUCCCCCCGCUCUCCGAUAUUCAUUGGGACCAAGAAUGUCUUCCGAGUCAGCCUCCCCACGCGAGCGCUCUCCAUCUUCCGAUGUCCUCAGGCUCCCCGAAGGCCAUCGCGUGAGGGACCGUUCACCUUCUCCCAUGCGCGGCUGUCUCAUCCCGAGCCCGCUUCCUACCCGGAGGACUCGUACAUGUUCUGCGACGGCGAGGGCUUCCCAAGGGCCCGCCUUCAAGGGCACGUGCAAAUGCUUCUGCCGUUCCAAAGGCCACGGCUUCAUCACCCCGGAGGAUGGCGGGCCAGAUAUUUUUGUGCACAUCUCUGACAUCGAGGGGGAAUACGUCAUGGUGUCCGGCGACGAAGUCACUUACAAGGUAUGCCCCAUCCCACCCAAGAACGAGAAGCUGCAAGCGGUAGAGGUCAUCAUUACUCACCUGGCUCCGGGAACGAAACACGAGACUUGGUCGGGGCACGUGAUCAGCUCCUAGUGGGCCCCGCCUUGGGAGUGACAUUGACCGGGGACGCUUGAUGAAGCUUUUAGACAACCACAGAGCGUGACAGUUGAGCUUUCUGUAUAUUGAGUGAGGUGAAACAUUAUAACAGGGGGUCAAAGAUGGUCUGAUAAACCCCGGGUUGUUGUCGUUGUGUGGUUUUUCAGGCUUUUAAAAAUUUAAACAACAAUAUCUGAAAGAGAAGACACUAACAGAAGGCGCUGAGGGUGGAGGAAACGUUUCAGGUGUUGUGGCCCCGGGGUUUUUCACCCAAAACAAAACCUCUUUAACCCAUCAAUGUAUAAAAGUGUUUUUUUAAUUUUUCGAGAAUUUGUGCCGAGGAACCGGCAUAUCGAUCUGUGGGACAAUUCACCAGUUUCCCUCCGAAACUCUGACUGAGUCUGCAAAAGCUAGUUGGUUGUCGAUCCCAGCAGUGAUGCGGCAAAAGGAGGAAGGCCUUCUUGGUCCAAAGGCUCUUUUGCCUUCACGAAACCAGAAAUGGUUUUGCAAAACUACUUUCCUUGGUGCCUUGCAGGUUUCUGGUUCCUUGCAGCAUUUGUACCAAUGGGGCUGGCUUAACCCCUGAGCUGAGGGAAUGUUUCCCUUCUCUGUUUUGUGCCUGAUUGGGGUGGGGUGGGGGUUGCAAAAGCUGAAAAAUGGCUUUCUUGACUUACCAUAUAUAAAUGUUUUGUAAACAUGCUGAAUGUCUGAGCUGAUGAAACAGCAUUGCGGUGCCAGCUAGGAAGCAAAUGUUAAGUCUGUAUAUUUCACAAUCGAGAGUCUCUUCCCCAUCUGGACGGGAUUUGGAGUUCAUUUUUUUAGAUGGCGGAAUAUGCUUCUAUCGCUGGCUUUUUCGUGUGUCUGUUUAACCUCCACCGAAAUGUCUACUUCCAGAAAGCUCGGCAGAGAAACCCAAUUUGCUCUCUUGGUUUUCAGUGCUUAUUUUGGAUGGUUGAUUUGCCUUCUGACAGAUAAUUUUCUGAAAAGUGUGUGCUCCUUUGUAAGGCUCCUCAUAGUUGGCUGCUUUGGGGUGGAAAAAAUUAAAAACUGUUCUUGGAA
Messenger RNA from Sphaerodactylus townsendi, 1669 nucleotides. RefSeq names its product calcium regulated heat stable protein 1 (gene CARHSP1). Gene Ontology annotation, molecular function: mRNA 3'-UTR binding. The record is from RefSeq and is a predicted model, not a curated record. Lineage: Eukaryota; Metazoa; Chordata; Lepidosauria; Squamata; Sphaerodactylidae. Gene Ontology annotation, biological process: regulation of mRNA stability. The transcript is spliced from 4 exons. Bases 164 to 607 code for a protein of 147 amino acids. Gene Ontology annotation, cellular component: cytoplasm.